UUUUUUUCCCCCAUGAUUGGCACAAAUGGCAUGCUGCAACUGGGUGAGCCACUUUCCCAUGACAUGAUCCAAAAAUGGAUCAACAAGGUAGUGGUGGGGUCCAGAAUUCCCAGAACAUUCACAAUGCAUUGCUACUGUUGUGGUGGAGCACAAUACUGCUUCAUGUUUGUGCCAGUGGGGCAGUGA
This is a messenger RNA of Pisolithus orientalis, 186 nucleotides long. RefSeq lists its product as uncharacterized. The record is from RefSeq and is a predicted model, not a curated record. Lineage: Eukaryota; Fungi; Basidiomycota; Agaricomycetes; Boletales; Pisolithaceae. The transcript has a single exon. The annotation marks the transcript as partial.